UCGCGGAGUCAGCGGCGAGGGUGGAUCUGGCGUCGGCGAAGCGGCGGACAACUGGAGAUGUAGAUGCGGCGAACGGGUGGCUAGAUACGGCAACACGAUAGCGGCUGACUUGUCGGGGUCGUCCAGGGACUUGUAUUGCCGAUGAUUUAUUCGAGUCCUGCUUGCUGUCUCGUCUGUCUGGCGUAUCUGAAUCUUUCUGUUUCUGCAACUUCAACCAGCCUAUAUCAACUUUGCCUUACUCGCCAAGAUGGGAUCUGUUCCAGCCACGUGGUCGCGCUUUGUCCGCUUCAUCUCGACAGAUGACCGCCAAUGCUGUGGCGAGCCUGUCGAUGAGAAUGUCGAUGUCGGGCUGGCUGUGGCGAGUGGUCAGGAAGUACAAGUUCGUCUCCUUGAUCGCCCCUCGGCUGUCGAUGACAGCCAGUUCACAGGCGAGACAGCCACCAUCAAGACUCUCCUUUCACCACUCUCAGCCACCGAAGUUGGCACCGUCCGCUGCAUAGGUCUCAACUUUAAAGACCACGCUGCGGAGCUCAACUGCCCCCUACCCACCAUCCCAGAAGUCUUCCUAAAGCCCUCCACCACAAUCACAAACCCGUCCGCCCCCAUCUUCCUGCCCUCAUCAGCACCAGACAUGGUCGACGCGGAAGUCGAGCUGGCCAUUGUCAUCGCAGAGGACUGCAAGAACGUCAAGCGCGCGGACGCGCAGAGAUACAUCUUGGGCUACACAGCCGCCAACGACGUGACCGCGCGCGACGUACAGGGCAAGACCUCGCAGUGGGGUUACAGUAAAGGCUUUGACGGUUUCUGUCCGCUUGGUCCCUGUAUUGUGCGCAAGGAGCUGAUAGCAGACAUAAACCGUGGUGUGACGCUCAAAUCCACACUCAACGGGGAGGUGUUGCAGGACGGCACAACGGAUGAGUUUAUCUUCUCUGUGGGCGAGAUUGUCGAGCAUCUCUCGCGCGACAGCACGUUGCCCAAGGGUACCGUGAUUCUGACGGGGACGCCUUCUGGGAUCGGUCACGGGCGGAAACCGCCUCGAUAUCUGAAGGCGGGUAGCGAGUUGCAGAUUUCCAUAUCACAUGGCAUCGGCACUUUGACGAACCCGGUGGUUUUUUCGUCAAAGAUGUAGAAGAAUA
This is a messenger RNA of Emericellopsis atlantica, 1136 nucleotides long. RefSeq lists its product as uncharacterized. Gene Ontology annotation, molecular function: acetylpyruvate hydrolase activity. The record is from RefSeq and is a predicted model, not a curated record. Bases 248 to 1129 code for a protein of 293 amino acids. The transcript is spliced from 4 exons. NCBI's taxonomy places the organism in Eukaryota, Fungi, Ascomycota, Sordariomycetes, Hypocreales, Bionectriaceae.